Tupaia belangeri chinensis (Chinese tree shrew) is the source of this 5001-nucleotide messenger RNA. It is a transcript of the gene LRPPRC, whose product is annotated as leucine rich pentatricopeptide repeat containing. The record is from RefSeq and is a predicted model, not a curated record. NCBI's taxonomy places the organism in Eukaryota, Metazoa, Chordata, Mammalia, Scandentia, Tupaiidae. The transcript has 38 exons. Gene Ontology annotation, cellular component: mitochondrion; nucleus. Gene Ontology annotation, molecular function: protein binding; mRNA 3'-UTR binding. Gene Ontology annotation, biological process: regulation of mitochondrial translation. The coding region runs from base 43 to 4227 and encodes 1394 amino acids.
CUUCUGGCGGAACGUGCGUUCUGCAGUGGGGACGACCCAGCCAUGGCAGCCCUUCUGAGAUCCGCCCGGUGGUUGCUCCGCGCCGGGGCGGCCGGGCGCCUCCCGCUCUCCCUGCGCCUCCUCGCUGGCUGCCCGGGCAGGCCGCACGCCGCUCCCUGCCUGCCCACCGCUCGCGCGGGGCCCGCCGCCGGGGGGCUACUGAGCCAAGCCAGGCUGUAUGCCAUUGCUGCUGAGAAAAAGGACCUUCCAGAGGAGCCAACCACUGUGUACAGGAGGAAUGCUAGUCAGUUCGAUUGGGCUCUAAUGAGACUUGAUAAUUCUGUCCGAAGAACCGGCCGCAUCCCGAAGACACUUCUACAGAAAGUCUUUGAUAAUACAUGCCGCUCAGGCAGCCCCGGUGGUAAUCAAGCCUUGCUUCUGCUGCGUAGCUGUGGUUCUCUCUUGCCUGAACUAAAGCUUGCAGAGAGAACAGAAUUUGCUCAUAGGAUAUGGGACAAACUUCAGAAAUUGGGUACUGUUUAUGAUGUGAGUCAUUACAAUGCUUUACUUAAAGUCUACCUUCAAAAUGAAUAUAAAUUCUCCCCAACUGAUUUCUUGGCAAAAAUGGAAGAAGCAAACAUUCAACCAAAUCGAGUGACAUACCAGAGAUUGAUUGCUGCUUAUUGUAAUGUAGGAGAUAUUGAAGGUGCCAGUAAGAUUCUUGGAUUUAUGAAAACUAAGGAUCUUCCAGUCACAGAAGCAGUAUUCAGUGCCCUUGUUACAGGACAUGCAAGAGCUGGAGAUAUGGAGAAUGCAGAAAAUAUUCUGAAAGUGAUGAAAGAGGCUGGGAUUGAGCCAGGUCCAGACACAUAUCUUGCGUUAUUGAAUGCAUAUGCUGAGAAGGGUGACAUUGACCAUGUUAAGCAGACUUUGGAGAAGGUGGAGAAGUCUGAUCUUUACCUUAUGGACCGUGAUUUACUGCAAAUUAUAUUUAGCUUUAGUAAAGCUGGGUAUCCUCAGUAUGUCUCAAAAAUUUUGGAAAAAAUUACAUAUGAAAGAAGAUACAUUCCAGAUGCAAUGAAUCUCGUUUUGCUUUUAGUCACUGAAAAAUUGGAAGAUACAGCAUUGCAAAUUUUAUUAGCAUGUCCUGUAUCAAAGGAAGACAAUCUGAAUGACUUUGGCAGUUUCUUUUUACAACACUGUGUGACUAUGAAUAUGCCUGCAGAGAAGCUGACAGACUACUGUAAGAAGUUAAAGGAAGCCCAGAUGCACACGUCUCCUUUGCAGCUCACACUCCAUUGUGCUUUACAAGCCAAAAAAACUGAUUUGGCGAAAGCUCUCAUGAAGGCCAUGAAAGAAGAAGGUUUUCCUGUCCGAACUCACUAUUUCUGGCCAUUGCUAGUUGGACAUCAGAAGGAGAAAAAUGUUCAAGGUAUAAUUGAAGUCCUCAAAGGAAUGCGUGAAAUCGGAGUUGAGCCUGAUCAAGAGACAUAUGUGAAUUAUGUGUUUCCAUCCUUUGAUAGUGUGAAGUCCGUACGUGCUGUUUUGCAGGAAAAUGGAUGUCUGCCUGAAAGUAAUACGUUCACUUAUGCUGAAUUGAAAAGUGAAGCCAUAAAUGGGAAUUUAGACUAUAUUUUAUCAUUUUUGGAGUCAAAUACAUUGCCUUUCUCAUUUAAUACUUUGAGAGGCAGCCUCAUUCUCGGCUUUAGGAGGUCUAUGGAUAUAAAUCUCUGGAGCAAGAUAACAGAAUUGUUGUACAAGGAUGGACGUUAUUGCCAAGAGCCUCCAGGACCAACGGAAGCUGUUGGCUAUUUUCUUUAUAACUUGAUUGACAGCAUGAGUGACUCAGAGGUACAGGCCAAGGAGGAGCGUUUGAGACAAUACUUCCAUCAGCUGAAGGAGAUGAAUGUAAAAAUUCCUGAAAAUAUCUACAGAGGCAUUCGUAAUCUGCUGGAUAGCUACCAUGUUCCUGAAUUGAUUAAGGAUGUUAAUAUGUUGGUUGAAAGAGAGAAGAUAGAUUCUCGAAAAACUGUGCAGUUUACAUCAUCUGAUUUGGAGUCACAACUUGAAAAGCUAAAAGCUGAAAAUCAACCUAUAGGAGAUGUCCUAAAGCAACUCAUAUUAGUGCUGUGUUCUGAAGAGAAUAUGCAAAAAGCCCUUGAAUUGAAAGCAAAAUAUGAGUCAAACAUGGUUGUUGGUGGCUAUGCAGCUUUAAUAAAUUUGUGCUGUCGACAUGAUAAUGCAGAAGAUGCAUUGAGCUUGAAACAAGAAUUUGACCGAUUAGAUUCAUCUGCUGUCCUUGACACCAACAAGUACGUAAGCCUUGUAAGAGUGUUGGGAAAGCAUGGCAAGCUCCAAGAUGCUAUUAACAUUCUAAAGGAGAUGAAAGAGAAGGAUGUUCUUAUCAAAGAUGCAACAGUCCUGUCCUUUUUCCACAUCCUAAAUGGAGCAGCUUUAAGAGGUGAAAUUGAAACAGUAAAACAGUUGCAUGAAGCCAUCGUGACUCUAGGGUUAGCAAAGCCAUCCACCAACCUAAGUUCCCCAUUGGUCACUGUAUACCUGGAAAAGGAUGACUUAUCUACUGCUCUUCAAGUCACCAUUGACUGCUACGAAAAGUAUAAAAUACUACCAAGGAUUCAUGAUGUCUUAUGUAAAUUGAUAGAGAAAGGCGAGACUGAACUAAUUCAGAAAGCAAUGGACUUUGUGAGCCAAGAACAAGGUGAAAUGACGAUGCUUUAUGAUCUCUUCUUUGCCUUCCUACAAACAGGAAAUUAUAAAGAGGCCAAGAAGAUCAUUGAGACUCCCGGCAUCAGAGCUCGACCUUCUAGACUUCAGUGGUUUUGUGAUAGAUGUAUUACGAGUAAUCAGGUUGAAACUCUGGAGAAAUUGGUAGAACUGACCCAGAAGCUAUUCGAAUGUGAUAGAGACCAGAUGUACUACAGUCUGCUAAAGCUAUACAAAAUAAAUGGUGACUGGCAAAAAGCUGAUGCUGUCUGGAAUAAAAUGCAAGAAGAAAACAUUAUUCCUCGUGAGAAGACAUUAAGAUUAUUAGCGGAAAUUCUUAGAAACAACAAUCAGGAAGUUCCAUUUGAUGUGCCUGAGUUGUGGUAUGAAGAUGAAAAACAUUCUCUGAAUUCUCCACCACCUUCACCUGUAGAAACUAACUUCCAGAGAGAUCUGUUGAAUGCCUGCCAAUUGAACAAAAGCAAAGAUGCUUAUAGUAUUUUCCUAAAAGCGCAAAAGCAAAACAGUGUAUUUAACCCUGAAACUUACCACAGUCUUAUAAAGUUACUUUUGUCAAAGGAGUGUUUUACAGAAGCAAUGCAUGUGAAAGAUGUCGCUGAGACCCACAUCAAGGGCUUCACACUGAACGAUGCUGCCAACAGCCUCCUCAUCAUAACGCAAGUUAGGCGGGAUUAUUUGAAAGAGGCACAAACAACACUGAAAACGGCCUUGAAUCUGGAGCAGAUCCCUUCUAGGAUAGCAGUGACUCGCCUUAUCCAGGCAUUUGCCUCCAAGGGUGACGUACAAAGCAUAGAAGCAAUUCAGAAGAUGGUAAAUGGACUUGAAGACUCAAUUGGACUUUCACGUAUGGUUUUCAUCAAUAACAUUGCCUUGGCACAGAUUAAGAACAAUGACAUAGAUGUUGCCAUAGAAAACAUUGAAAAUAUGCUUACUUCAGGGACUCAAACCAUGGAAGCCCGGUACUUUGGCUUGACAUACUUAUUCAGGAAAGUAAUAGAGGAGCAGCUGGAACCAGCAGUGGAAAAGUUGAGCAUCAUGGCAGAGAGAUUGGCCAAUCAGUUUGCAGUUUAUAAACCUGUCACGGAUCUUUUUCUUCAGUUCGUGGACUCAGGCAAGACUGAUGAUGCCAAAGCCCUCUUAAAGAGAUGUGGUGCAAUUGCUGAACAAACCCCAGUUCUAUUGCUGUUCUGUACUAGGUGUUCUCGGAAGCCGGGAAAGGCAGCAGCUCUGAAAUCCUUAUUAGAAUUGAUUCCCGAAUUAAUUGAAAAGGAAGAUGCAUACAAUUCCAUCAUGAAAAGCUAUGUCUUAGACAAAGAUGUCCCAUCUGCUAAAGCACUAUAUGAAAAUUUGACUGCAAGAAAUAUCAAAUUGAAUGAUUUGUCUCUGAAGCGUUAUGCAGUUUUGCUGAAGAAUGCCGGAGAGCCAGUCCCUUUCACUGAGCCCCCUGAAAGCUUCGAAUUUUAUGCAAAGCAGUUAAAGGAAGCAAGGGAAAACGCUUUGUGAAACAAGCUGGCAGUACUGUGUUUUGUAUGUAUAUGUGAUUCUGUGUCUAAAUGUUUAUUUUUAAAGUUAUUUGAGAGGAAAAAUAAAUAAGUGAAACAUUACUUUGGAUAUGUACUUUUAUUUUUAAUAUGUGGUACGUUAACAUCUGACUGACAAUGACUGUGUGCCCUUAGUCACUAGGCUUAUUUGGAAUUUGUCUACAACAUAAGUUUACACCAUUUUCUUAAAGGGUCCUGGUGUCUGAAGUCAUACUUUCCAGGGUUCUCCCACUUCAGUUUGCCCACUCGAUUUUAUUUAUUGUUUCAUUAAAAAUGCUAUACCUUUUUGCAGACUUGCUUGUUAGGACUGUUUAUUUGAACAAUUUUGGAACAAGAAAAAAUGUGAUACUCAGUAAAUCAGUAAUGUGACAUCUUUGGUGACAGCCCAGCUCCUUACAUCCGAGAAGUCCUGCUUAUGUUUGAUUUUGGAAAACAUUGGCAUCAAGAGUCAUCAGAUUUAUGCUCAUCAUUUUCCAGUGAGAAGCUGAACCCCAAAGAGAUUGCUGCUUGCCCUCAGGGCCUUGGGUGCUGUCGCUGGAGGCCCCUCACUCUUCUCUCCCUUCUUCCUGCCCCACCAUGGUGGCUGUCACGGGCCUGUGUUCAUAGAAGUCUCUAAAACUGCGUCAUGGUCAUGACUUUUCAUUUAAAUACAUAUACUGUUUACGCAUAAUUAUAUAAAGGGGUGAAAUCUUGGGUUUUAUUUAAAUUUUUAAAUAAAAGUUAUCCUCGUAUGAUC